UGUUUCGUUCUGUGGCGAACAGGUGUCGACGAUACUGCGCCGUUGAAGCUUCGGCGUUUGCAGCGAGAGGAGCAAGGAUCUUUGCUAUCGCCGUGAUUUGGUCAACUGCCGCUUCUUGUAGGGCAAGGCGUGCCAGGAUCGUUUCCAUAGACGCAGGCUGGGGAAGUGGAGUUACUGGUGUAGGCGUAGGUGUCACCUCUGGAGCCGGCAUCACCUCGAGAGCUUUGCGCUCCUCGCCUGACGAAGAACUGUCGUUGUUAACGACCAUAGUUCUGACGUUACUUUGCUAGUAGCCCCACGGUGGGCGCCAACUGUUUGAUCGGAAAACGGUAAUAAAGAAGAUAUGGGUUUUAACAAAGACGUCUUAUUUAUGGUCGGAGAAAACGUUCAGUCGGUUACAAGAGAAAUGAAGAGAAUGCGACAGAAUGGAAGCCGGUGGCUCGAUGAGCUACCGGAAAAGUACAACUAGCGGCGAGAUGAAGCAAAGGUGAAAACCCUAAUCUAGCCGCCAAGUGUUAGUCAGUUAUUUUGGAUCCUUCUCUCGUUUUCUCCCCUUUACCUUAUCUAGACGUCCUGAUGCUUCGUCCUUGACCUAAUUUGCGCCAUCUUGGUGGGCCUCCUCUGCUGGGCCGAGAAGCCCGUAGGCGUCCGAGCAUCUGCUGAGCCGAAUAUACUUUAGUCGAUGACGAUCGACUAAAAGUUCUCAAGAGUCAAGCCGAGAGACCUGACUCUUGAGCCGACCGAUCGAGCCGUCGCUCUACCUAAUCCGGGCCAGGCCUUUCUAUUCCUCGGGCCUUGUGGGAUGGUCAAAUCCAUCCUCUACAUUCAUUUUGAAAGAAAAUGUACAUGUGUGUCGUAUAUAUAUUACCCAUGAGAUACAACAUAGUUUCAGAAUUAUUCCCUAUACAUUUGUUCACACCCGAAAGACGAACCCUAAAACAAAAGGAAGCAGUAGUUAUCAAAAUGUCGCAGUUUUUGUACUCUCUAACGCUCGUCUUCGUUUUCCUCGCAUCAGCAAACACAGAAAUAACAGCAGACACUUCACCAUCCUACUCCAAAAACCACAAAAUCUUCGUGAAGACGGCGUGUAAUUCAACAACAUACCCUGACAAAUGCUACAAGUCCUUAUCCUCCUACUCAUCCACCAUCAAAUCCGAUCCGAUAAAGCUAUGCACCACGGCGCUCAAGCUCAACGUGAAUUCCGCAAAAGAAGCAGCUUCCGUCAUCUCUAAGCUUCUCAAAAAGUCUCAGAAAUCCGCAGCCGGACGAAAGAAUAAAAUGUUACCGGAGAAGCUUAUCCUCAGGGACUGCCUCGAGGAGAUGAGGGACACAAUUGUUGAGCUGAAGCAAGCGAUCACAGAGAUGAAGACUCUACGAGAUGGUGACUCUGUGCCUGAGCAUAUGACGAACGUCAGGACAUGGGUGAGCGCGGCAUUGACGGACGAAGGGACUUGUACGGACGGGUUCGAAGAGAUAAAAGUGAAUAAAGAAACUAAGAAGAAGGUAACGAAGGUUGUUGAGGAACUUGCAACGACGACUAGUAAUACUUUGGCGCUUAUUAAAAAUCUAAGUUACUAGCGAACGAUUAAAUAAAAUAAAAUUAUUGUUAAUGAAUUAUUACGCGCGACCACCUUGUGCAUGUUUUUCUUUUCUACACGUCAAAACUGAUGUGUGUUUACCACAAAAUAUUGUAACGAUGUUAGAGUUAAUUUGAUUAAGACAAAUUAUAUUAUAAAGAUAUCGUUUUUUUAUUAUUACCUAAGAGCAUCAUUAUCCCUGAAACCCCAAAUGGGGUUUCUUAAUUUUUUUUUUA
Messenger RNA from Brassica napus (rape), 1813 nucleotides. RefSeq names its product pectinesterase inhibitor 4-like. The coding region runs from base 841 to 1578 and encodes 245 amino acids. The record is from RefSeq and is a predicted model, not a curated record. Gene Ontology annotation, biological process: negative regulation of catalytic activity. The transcript has a single exon. Gene Ontology annotation, molecular function: enzyme inhibitor activity. Lineage: Eukaryota; Viridiplantae; Streptophyta; Magnoliopsida; Brassicales; Brassicaceae.